Lathyrus sativus (Indian pea) is the source of this 1653-nucleotide messenger RNA. Lineage: Eukaryota; Viridiplantae; Streptophyta; Magnoliopsida; Fabales; Fabaceae. The record is from the annotation of a GenBank genome assembly.
AUGGCAGAGAAUGGAAAAGAAACAAGGUCAUUGGCCUUGACUCCUACCUGGUCUGUUGCCACUGUGUUGACCAUCUUUGUUGCUGUUUCUUUGCUCGUUGAGCGCUCGAUUAACCGAUUAAGCAAUUGGCUGCGGAAAACUAAUAGAAAACCUUUGCUUGAAGCUUUGGAGAAGAUGAAAGAAGAGUUGAUGUUGCUCGGAUUUAUAUCUCUCCUACUUACUGCUACCUCUGGCAUGAUAGCCAAUAUUUGCAUUCCAUCAAAGUUCUAUAAUAGUGCUUUUGCUCCAUGCACUAGAUCUGAGAUUGAUAAAGAAAUUGAAGAGAAUGGAUCCGAAGGACGUAAAUUAUUGACAGCAUUUUCUUACCCUCGCUUAAUUAGAAGGAUGUUGAAUGGAAUCAACAGAAGCUCCUGCAAAGAGGGUUAUGAACCGUUUGUUUCGUAUGAAGGUCUAGAGCAGUUGCAUCGGUUCAUUUUUGUCAUGGCGAUAACACAUGUAUCAUACAGUUGCCUAACAAUGCUGUUGGCCAUUGUGAAGAUUCACAGCUGGAGAGUAUGGGAGGAUGAGGCUCUCAUGGAUAGGCGCAAUUAUCUAGCUGAUAUUACUAGGCAGCUGACUAUGCGAAGGCAAUCAACCUUUGUAAAGACUCAUACAUCAAACCCGUUAGCUAUAUGGAUGACAUGCUUUUAUCGACAAUUUGGGCGAUCUGUGGUUCGUGCUGACUACCUUACCCUUCGCAAAGGCUUCAUCAUGAAUCACAACCUUUCAUCAAAAUAUGAUUUCCACAGCUACAUGGUUCGAUCUAUGGAAGAAGAAUUCCAAAAGAUAGUUGGUGUGAGUGGCCCACUUUGGGGAUUCGUUGUCGGUUUCAUGCUUUUCAACAUUAAAGGAUCUAAUCUAUAUUUCUGGAUAGCUAUCAUUCCUAUAUCUCUUGUUCUCUUGGUGGGAACAAAGCUGCAGCAAGUUAUUGCAACGUUAGCGCUGGAGAAUGCUGGAAUUGCUGGUUUCUUCUCGGAAGCUAAGUUGAGGCCUCGCGAUGAACUUUUCUGGUUUAAAAAGCCUGAACUAUUACUUUCCUUAAUCCAUUUCAUUCUCUUCCAGAACGCAUUUGAAUUGGCCUCAUUCUUUUGGUUCUGGUGGCAGUUUGGAUAUAACUCCUGCUUUAUUAGGAACCACCUCCUUGUUUAUUUAAGGCUAAUCUUGGGAUUUGCCGGACAGUUUCUUUGCAGCUACAGCACCUUGCCACUUUACGCACUUGUUACACAGAUGGGAACAAAUUAUAAGGCAGCAUUAAUUCCACAGAGAAUAAGGGAAACCAUUCAUGGGUGGGGUAAAGCAGCAAGGAAGAAGAGAAGACAUGGUAUGUUCCCUGAUGACUCCACCGUUCAUACGGACACAAGCACUGUAUUGUCUAUUGAAGAAGACGAUCAUCGAAUAAUCGACGAUUCCCUUCAAGACAUUGCCACUGGCACUGAAGUAGAAUUACAACCGGUAACAGCUGUUACGACCACCCCUUCCCCUAUUGCUAACGAAACUUCAAGUAGGGCUGUUACGCCCCUCCUUCGACCCUCAGCUUCAGUAUCUUCAUCAGUACCAUUCAGUGCUAGACAAGAACCUGUUUCAAGAUCCUCCUCUAUGCCAAAUGGAAGAUAA